AUGGCUCUCAUCAAAAUUGCAAGUCUGGUCCUCCUAGGAGUCCUAGCUACAGGGUCGACGACGGACGCGUUCGCGACGCCUCGAAGGGCGCGAGGACUCGUCGUGACACGCGGCGGCUCUGUCGACCUCCCGCCGACGAAGCCUAAACCGCUCGCGGUCGAGCUCGCCGUCGACGUCGGCGUCGUCGCCGCGACGCUGGGAUUGUUCCGCCGCGUCGGGUGCAUCCGCGCGCGGGACUGCGGCCUUCGCGUGGUCCUCGCCGCCCGGCUCUUCUUCGCCGUCGCAAAUUCAAUUCUGAUCGCGCUGUACGCGUCCGCGCUCCGGUACGCCCGAAGGCUGCCGACGUCGCCCGUCGUGGUGCAGGACAUCAGCUUCAUGGAGGAUAGAAUGCGAAAGUCGCUCUUCAAGAUCGCGGUCGUGCUGGGCCUGCACGUCACGUUUGGCCUGAUGCCGCCGCUGAUCGUCUUCAGCCUUGUUCAUUGGGUCGCCCAGCCCCUGUGGUGGGACAAGGAGACGUCGUACUACCGGAAAUACGGCCUCGGGCGAAACGGGGGGCCUCGGGCGUUCGGAGUGGCACGGAAUAUAUGGAUUUACACCAAGGAGUUUAUGAUGCCCAAGAAGUUGCCGCGAAGCGGGGGGCGGAGCGUUGGCCCAGAUGACACGACUUACAUGUACGGACUUGAGAAUUGAUCGUCUCGUCGGCGAACUAGCACACUAACUGCUUAAAAUCCUAUAUUC
Molecule: messenger RNA, 738 nt
Organism: Pelagomonas calceolata
Lineage: Eukaryota; Pelagophyceae; Pelagomonadales; Pelagomonadaceae
Source: the annotation of a GenBank genome assembly